AUGAGCUACUACAGCAACUACUACGGAGGCCUGGGCCAUGGCUACCGAGGCUUUGGGAACCUGGGUUAUGGCUAUGGCUGUGGCUGUGGCUUUGGAAGCUAUGGGUAUGGCUCUGGCUACGGAGGAUAUGGUUAUGGCUACCGUCGCCCAUUUUGCUAUGGAGGGUAUGGACUCUCCCACUUCUACUGA
Molecule: messenger RNA, 189 nt
Organism: Acomys russatus (golden spiny mouse)
Lineage: Eukaryota; Metazoa; Chordata; Mammalia; Rodentia; Muridae
Product: keratin-associated protein 19-5-like
Exons: 1
Coding region: 1-189 (62 amino acids)
Source: RefSeq, a predicted model, not a curated record